Molecule: messenger RNA, 1665 nt
Organism: Pelmatolapia mariae (spotted tilapia)
Lineage: Eukaryota; Metazoa; Chordata; Actinopteri; Cichliformes; Cichlidae
Product: filamin-A-like
Exons: 11
Coding region: 1391-1636 (81 amino acids)
Biological process (GO): actin cytoskeleton organization
Molecular function (GO): actin filament binding
Source: RefSeq, a predicted model, not a curated record
GGUGGAUUGGCUGGAUUAAAACAGGACAUAUUAGCAGCAUUUAACCUUCAGUUACUCUUUAUGUAGUUAGAUAGGAGUCGUGUUUCUUUUUAGCUGAAAAACCUUACACCCAGAGAGACAGCCAGGUUCAUAAUGGAUAUAAGGAAGGCUUUUUCAAAAACAGGAGCCACAUUCAGUCCAAAGAGGGAGAGAGGAAAGAGGGGAACGUGAGGAGAAAGUACAAGGUCAGGAAGAACCAGAUCACCAUUGUGAUGAACCAGAAUGAACCCCUCAGUUUCUUGCACCGUCACAAUGAGGCUUUUUCCACCGAGCCUCUGAAAAACACUGGCAAAGGAGCUCCUCUGGGCUUUUACCACGUCCAGAAUAUUUCUGUCGAAGUUACAGAGUCUUUUAUUGAGAACAUCAAGAGCAAGCCCGUCGUGUUUGAAGUGUUCAGCCACUACCAGCAGCACCCGCUGCACCUCCAUGGCCAGGACGUGAACAGCAUCCAGGAAAUACUAUCCUAUUCCCAUCCGUUGCUUAGAAACUGUCCUGAGGAGACAGCUUCAGGAUCAAUGACAUGUCAUUCACACCAAUGAAGACGUGAGAUCUGAAUGGCAUCAGGCAAAGUUGCUAAGCUUGACAUCACAGACAACAACGACGGCACAGUUGCUGUCGAAUAUGCUCCCACAGAGGCCGGUCUGCAUGAGAUGGAUCCAUGCACAUCCCGGGAAGUCCCUUGCAGUUCUACGUGGAUUACAUGUGCCUAUGGCCCUGGCCUUAUCCACGGGACGGUCAACAAGCCAGCUGUCUUUACUGUUAACACCAAAGAGGCUGGAGAAGGUGGUUUGUCUUUUGUCUCUGGCCAUUAAGGGUCCAUCCAAGGCUGGACUGUGUGGACAACCAUGGCGGAACCUGCACUGUGUCUUACCUUCCAGUGCUGCCAUGAGACUGCAGCAUCCUUGUUAAAUACAAUGACAAACACACCCCAGGCAGCCCCUUGUCUGCUAGGAUUACUGCUAACAUCAGUGUAGACCAUCCAUGCAGCCUCUAAGAUGGCAGCCCAAACACUACAGUAAAGUAAUUCAUUUCCUGCUGGAUCUGGAGAUGUUCCAAGACUACAUACCUGGAAACAUUCUGAUCAGAUGCCCCAAACCACCUGCUUCUCCCCUCUCCUGCAGCUCAGCCACAAACCACAGCCCACCACAAUAUGAUAGAAAAGGUGCAUUUAUGCCAUUAGUGUGCCCUAGGAAUCACUGCUGGAUCUCUAGGUGACGAUUCCAUGAGGAUGUACCAUCUGAAGGUGGGCUGAGCUGCAGAUAUUCCACUGGACAUAGGAGAGCUUGACCUCAGCCAGCUGACAGCCUCUCUUACAACACCCUCGGUGCGAGAGGAGCCCUGCCUGCUGAAGAUGCUGCGUAACGCUCACAUUGGAAUCUCCUUUGUUUCCAAGGAGAUUGGUGAGCACCUUGUUAACAUCAAGAAGAACGGCCGUCAUGUUCCCAGCAGCCCAAUUGCUGUUAUGAUCAAGCAGUCAGGGAUUGGUGAUGUGAGCCGUGUGAGUGGACCGGGGCUGACCGAGGACAGGACCUUUCAGCCUGCAGAGUUCAUCGUGAUGCAGGUUGUUAGGCUGUCGAUAUCCUCCUACAGCGGCUGAGAUCCUUUGGUGUGAACAGGACUCUUCUA